This is a messenger RNA of Knipowitschia caucasica, 1041 nucleotides long. NCBI's taxonomy places the organism in Eukaryota, Metazoa, Chordata, Actinopteri, Gobiiformes, Gobiidae. The record is from the annotation of a GenBank genome assembly.
AUGGAAAUGAGAGUUCCUGCUGUCCAAUUGUUUGACAUUUUUAAACUUCCUAAAAACUGCAACUUGGAGAAAAGACUUCAGAUUCAAGAUGCUGCAAUAUUUGCUGAGAGGAUGUAUUCUGGAAUCAGUGUGGAGGAUGAGAUGAAGUUUAGCGAUGGUUUUCUUUCAGUAGUAGACAAUAAUUCCGGUAACUGGAAGUGCAAAGAACUGUCUGAAGAUACGAGGAAAAAGAUUAUUUCUCUACAUAAACAGGGUCACCGCUCUCCAAAGAUUUCCAAACUCCUGAACCUGAGCCGAAGUACUGUGGCCAGGACCAUACGGCGGUUUAAGAUUACUGGUGGUUUUCAGAGCUUGCCUCGCUCUGGUCGACCAAAGAAGUUGACCUCAGAUUUUCAGAGUCUAAUCCACAAGUUUUAUUUGGAUAAUAAAGGUAUCAGUGCUCCGAGCAUUGCUGCAGAGUUAAAAGCAGUGACAGAUAAGUCUGUCAGCCCCCAGACCAUACGGCGUGUCCUGAACCAAGUGGGUCUACAAACGGCCUGUAGACUGCAGAGAAAAUUGCAGAUGGAUCGAGAGAAGACCAUGAAACUAAAAGUACCGGCUGUGUCAUUAUUUGACAUUUUUAGCCAUCCUACAAACUACACUUUGGAACAAAAACUUCAGAUUCAAGAUGCCUCCAUCUUUGCGGAGAGGAGGUUCUCUGGAAUCACUGUUGAGGAUGAGAUGAAGCUCAGCGGUGGUUUUCUUUCAAUAAUAGAUGACUUAGGGGGAACUGGAGCGCAUGAAAGAAACUCACGCAAAGACAGGGAGAACAUGCAAACUCCACACAGCCCAGGAGUUGAACCCAGGCGCAAUAGGUGUUUAGACUUCGUGCCAGACGGGGAUUCUGCUGAGAGUGAUGUUGAGACGGAAGAUGAAGAUGCAGUAUUUGAUCAAGAAACUGAGUCCGAUGAUAAAGAAGAAAACCAAUCCUUGUGCUCCUCCUAUAUCAGGCCUCCACACCUCCUGCUGAGGACUCCAUCAGGCCUCCUGAUCUCCUGCUGA